Venturia canescens is the source of this 3911-nucleotide messenger RNA. RefSeq names its product protein kinase C and casein kinase substrate in neurons protein Synd (gene Synd). Lineage: Eukaryota; Metazoa; Arthropoda; Insecta; Hymenoptera; Ichneumonidae. Gene Ontology annotation, cellular component: cytoplasm; endosome; plasma membrane. Gene Ontology annotation, molecular function: phospholipid binding; protein binding. Gene Ontology annotation, biological process: plasma membrane tubulation; regulation of endocytosis; cytoskeleton organization. The transcript has 10 exons. The record is from RefSeq and is a predicted model, not a curated record. The coding region runs from base 424 to 1974 and encodes 516 amino acids.
GUACUUCACGUAGACGGAGCGCGGCGCAGUAGGAGCGUACAUUUCGUGGACGCUGUCUUCGUGAAAGAGGUAGGUGAGCGUCGCGGGUGAAAUAAAAAGAACAAAAACGAGCCAAACGAAAGAAUUCUCGUAUUCUGUUGAUCAGAGCGGUACGGUGAGGGAGUGGUGUCGGGGCGAUAGAAAAAAAUAGUGUCCACGGUACCGUGAUUUUUUUUGGUGUGUUGAAGUGAUAUUACGACAGUGCCUUAUAAGAGGAUUAACGUUUGUUACCACGUGGAUACAAAGUUAAUUGGUUCAUAGGUGUGUUAUUUGUUUAUUUUUUUUUUCAUAUUUUUUUUCAUUUUUACGAACUUACCCGUUCUGAAGAAAUUCUCUACACCGUGGAACUAUUGGUGAAAAGAGAGUAUCUAGACUUAGGUUAAGAUGUCACACCACAGCGACGACAACAUGCUCAUAGCGACCUCGGACUCGUUCUGGGAGCCCGGAAAUUACAAACGAACGACAAAGAGAAUCGAGGACGGUCACAAGCUCUGCGACAGUCUGAUAGCUCUCGUUCAAGAACGAGCAGAGAUUGAAAAAAAUUAUGCUAAAGCGUUGAAAGGAUGGUCGAAAAAUUGGAACGAGAAAAUCGAAAAAGGACCGGAAUACGGUACAACCGAAGCCGCGUGGAAAGGCGUACUCGUCGAGUCCGACAGGUUGUGCGAUCUUCAUCUCAGGGUCAAGGAGAAUCUAUGCAACGACGUCGUACAACAAGUCAAGACGUGGCAGAAGGACACUUAUCACAAGUCUAUGAUGACAUUGAAAGAGCGAAAGGAGAUGGAAGAUGCGUUCAAAAAGGCUCAGAAACCUUGGGGAAAGUUAUUGCAAAAGGUGGAAAAGGCGAAAUCGGAUUACCACAAUAGCUGUAAGACUGAACGUACCGCAGCGAACAUGGAGAGAAACGCGUCCGCCGAUAGUUCGCUUUCGCCUGAUCAGAUGACAAAUUGUGGAUGUGGUGCAUGGAGCCAAAGAGUUCGAAAAACCGUUAGGAAUACUAAGAUAGGCGACGUUCAGCUUGUUGUAAAAAAGAUGCAGGAUCGAGUACAAAAAACGAAAGAAGAAGUACAGAAGGCGAAAGAAAAAUACGAGGCGGCACUGCAAGAAAUCAAUCAAUACAAUCCAAAAUAUAUGGAGGACAUGACUCAAGUGUUUGAAAAGUGCCAAGAAAUGGAAGCCCAAAGACUUCAAUUCUUCAAGGACGUACUCUUCGGCAUUCACAAAUGCCUCAACAUAUCUCAGGACCCACUUCUUCCACAAAUUUACGAAGAAUUUUACCACACGAUAAGCAAUGCCGACCACGAGAAGGACCUCAAAUGGUGGUCGAACAACCAUGGAGUCAACAUGGCCAUGAACUGGCCACAAUUCGAGGAUUAUACAGAGGAAUUUCGCGACAUCACGAAAGGCUCCAAAUCUAAGGAAGCUCUGCCCGCCGGAUCCAUCACACUUAUCAAUCAACGCCCGGUCGGCGAGGAUUUGCCUGAAAAAUUGGAACAGGAAUUCCCACCGGUCAAUCACAAAAUGAAAGCGAAGCCCGCGGCGAGGGUGAUUUCCGCAGACAGCGAGCACGGUGACAGUAAAACGGACAGUAUCGAAUCGACGAAAAACACAUCGGAAAAGAAUCACGAUGGCAAUUCGGUCAACAGGAAUUCUACUAUUACAAACGGAACGAACGCCAAGCAAGAAACGAGUCCCUUCGACGAGGAGGAGUGGGAUGACGAGGUUGGGGGUGAAGCCCUCGUCGAUACCGGCGAGCCCGGUGUACCCGUCAGAGCUCUCUACGAUUACGAAGGUGCAGAAGCCGACGAGCUCAGUUUUAAACAAGGUGAAGUUUUCGAAAAGUUGGAAGACGAGGACGAGCAGGGCUGGUGUAAGGGCAGAAAAGAUGGCAGAGUUGGACUUUAUCCAGCGAACUACGUCGACCUGGUGUCCGAAUAAAGAAAAAGAAAUAAAUUAAUCAAUCAGAGUGGAAAUUUUUUCGAAAACUGUGUAACGCCAAAUACAAAAAAAAAAGCAGCAACGGCCUGAAUUUCUCGUGAUCUUUGGAGAAACGGCUACUUAAAAUUAAUUGCGCGGAAUAGGGAAAAAACGAAUACAAAAAUCCCAAUUUCUGAGCCAAAUGUUUUGGCGAUCGCACGCGUACGUUAUAUUUUCUCGUAUCUCUAAAAUUGUAUAUUGCGUACCUGCUGGAGGGGACUUGAAAUUCGUCAUUCUCGAAACCCUGAUUUUUCAAAUAACAUUAUUAUUUUUCGUUUUUUUUUUUGUUUAUCAAAAAAUCAUUCGGACAAUUUCUGUCUCGAUACAAUUCGCUUUUUUUUAAGCGAAAAGAGGAAGAAUUGUCGAUCCUAGUGAAAUGGGCCUUGAGCGAGAAAAACCGUGUGUAUGCCAAUUAUUGUAUUUAAUUCCUUUUGUAAUUUUCAAAAUGUACAGUCAUACGUUUUUAUGACUUAUUAACUAUUGUUAUUAUCUAUAGCCCUGAUUUUUUAGGCUGAUAAAACAAUACAAAUUCUAUUUAAUUUAAUAUUAUUAUUAGAAAAAGAGAGAAGUGAAGAAGCAAUGAAAAAAAAUGAUAAACGAAAAACCCCAAAAAUGGUAUAUAAAAAUAUACUGUGAGCGAGCUGAAGAGCAAGAGAUAACGAGCGAGAAAAACUUCUAUUUAAAUGGUGUCAUUGUACAUAAUAGAAUGUAAAAAAAAUAACAGAAUAUAGCAAUAUACAAAAUGUAGGUAUCAUAUUAAGGAAACUACACAUCGAGUCGGAUUGUCGAGAAAUCGAUGUCCCGCGGACACAUUAUUCUCGACUAGAAUCCAAUUUCAGUGUCGAAAGGUCUAAAAUGAUUUCAGUUUCAUAUUCAUAUUACUAGAAAGAGUUCAGAAAUAUAGCAGUCUGUUUGUUUUUUUUUUUUUAUUCAUUCCGCCUAGGUUUUUAAUGUGGAAAAAAAACAGGGAAUAUUCAUAUGAAAAAAUGGCAUUCACGGCUUUUUGACACUUUUCACACGAGAAUUUCGAAAUAUUUGAGAAUCUAGAAGACUCUUGUCUGUACGAUGAAACAAAUUGCUCGAACUAUUGUGUUCGUUGACAGGGACGAAUCUGGGACCUAAAACACGUAAUCCAUGAUUUUCUAUACAUUUUUUUUUUUUUUUUAUAUAUAUAUCGUUUUCCAAAUGUUCGAUCUAACUCAACCGUGUUUUCGAGGGAUACGAAGAAUCAUAAUCGUCUAAGCCAAAAAUUCUUUUUGUGGUUCGAAAAAACCACGGGUACAUUCAUCGUUUAUGGAUGAAAAAUACGAUGCAUUUUUAAAAUAGUAAUUUAUCGCGUAAUAAUAUAAAUUUUAUGGAAAAACGUUGAAAUCUAUUCUCGUUGUUUUUUUUUUUUUUUUUUUGAUGCGUUGGGUUUAUAUGCUACAUUGGCAAAAAAAAUCAUUAAAUUAAAUCGUUUGUUAGAAAUAUUGUUGCAAAAAAAAUCAGUCAAAUCUCAGAGCGACUCUUAUCUCUAAUCUCUUACCCUGAAUUAUUUCCGAAAAACAUUUUCAUGUGGUGAGGCUACGUUGAUCAGCUGCGUAAACAAGAAAAAACAAAUGAGAUAUAUAUACAUAUAUAUAUAUUUAUAAAUAUUUUCGUGGGACCGUAUCUCCGAUAAUGUACUAAAAAAAAUGAGAAACUGUUCGACGGAAUAUAAAAAAAAUUAUAGAGGAACCCGUACUAUAUAUUCAUCGUAUUAUGAGCAGUAUCCAAAUAUUAGGGUACCCGAUGGGGUUGGGGCAUGCAAAAAAAAACGAAGAAAGAAAACAAGAACCGUUCCUUGUGUGAAUAAAGUUGUGUAUCGAUGUUUAAGAAGCAAACAUCGACUUAAUGUAAAUAAAUAAGUAUAGAAGAUA